AGACAUGAGGAGCACCGAAGAGGAGAUGAGGCUCCAUGAGCAGAGAGGAGAUCAGCAGAAUGAGGUGAGUGAAAGAGUAGAAGUCACUCCACUCAUCAAGCUGUCUCUCUCGUGUUUUUUAGAGGACAUCAAGGAAAAUCUCCAGGCAGAGCUGCAGGAAACAGAGGCUAGGAUCGACGCAAAGGAGAAGAGGCUGGAGGAAGAACUGAAAAUUGUCAUAGAGAAAAUUAAUCACCUGAUUCAGAAGAAGGAUUCUCUACUAAAACAAGUUGGAGUGUUGACACCUCACCUGGCAGCCUCGGAAGGCUUCCAGCAAAUGACUGGUGAUGAAGAGCCCCAAGGUCGACAUGAGGCACAGCAACUGUCCCAAGCAGAGAUGCUGAAGGUUGAGCAUGUCUCAAAGAUGGUGGAGGAAAAGUGGACUCAGUGGGAAGAGAUCUACACAGGCUCUUCUAUUGAAUCUGCUGCAUCAUCAUCAUCAUCAUCAUCUGCAGCAGCAGAAGCAGCAGUAGCAGCAGCAGCAGCAGCAGCAGCAGCAUCAUCUAAAGGAGCCUUGGUUCCCCAACCAGAGAAGUGGAGCCCGGGCUGUUCAUCCAUCUCCAGCACUGACACAGAUGCUGCUCAGCUACAGGACGACUUCCUGGAGCUUCUGAGUAUGGCUUGUGUAUUUCUUGUCUGAGGGACAGUGAAUUGU
This is a messenger RNA of Cyanistes caeruleus (blue tit), 694 nucleotides long. Lineage: Eukaryota; Metazoa; Chordata; Aves; Passeriformes; Paridae. The record is from RefSeq and is a predicted model, not a curated record.